Messenger RNA from Halteromyces radiatus, 2606 nucleotides. RefSeq lists its product as uncharacterized. The transcript has a single exon. The coding region runs from base 92 to 2536 and encodes 814 amino acids. The record is from RefSeq and is a predicted model, not a curated record. Lineage: Eukaryota; Fungi; Mucoromycota; Mucoromycetes; Mucorales; Cunninghamellaceae. Gene Ontology annotation, molecular function: protein binding.
UUUUUUUUUAACCAUUCUAUUUAUCCACGCUUUAACCCCUUCCUUUCCUUUUUCUUAUUUUUUGAUUCUUUAUUGUUCAUCGAUUUAUGUUAUGUAUCCAACGCAGCAACUUGCAUAUUCACUGAAUAUUCAACAAUCAUGUCGUCAAUAUCAUUCUGCAGCAAUAUCAAACGACAAUGAUUUAUUCUUUAUUGGGAAUCAAAAAUUAACUUAUUUUUCUACCCCUUCUAUGCAUCAUCGUCAACAUACAACAACAACAACAUCCGUGCAGCUAUUACCAAAAAAACAUAUUUCAACUUUGUUACCAACAACUGGACACACUACACAUUGGAUCGACAAUGCACUAAUCUCUAUUUUUGGAAAACCUAACCAACCAUCUAUUACCAUCAUUGAUACUAUUCAUCAUCAUACAUCCUCCUUAUCAGUACAUUCAUCUUCAUCACCUUCAAAACGUUAUGCUCAUACUUCUACUUUAGUCCGCUCCAAAACUAAUAAUUCUACUCAGCUCUUCCUCAUUGGCGGUGCCUCUAUUAUCGAAAAUCAAACAGUACAAGCUGAUAUAUGGAAACUAGAUUGGGAUACAAAAUAUUGGUAUAAAGUCGUUGUGCAUAUGAAUGCUUAUCAUCUGGGUCUAAUGGGUCAUUCUACUAUCUCCUUUCGUCAUCAUCAGCAGCCGGAUAAUCUUUUGACCUGUUUUGGAGCCGAUCCUCAUCGACAUAUCUUUUACAAUCACUGUACAACCUUUGAUACUGAACGUCUCUCUUGGAAAAAAAUCGAUUUUCCAUCAUCAUCAUCAUCACAAGUAUCAUUGAUUCCUCGCAUUUUUACUUCCAUGGUAUCGACAAACGACACUCAUGCUAUUCUAUACGGUGGUCUUUCUGAAACAUCAACUCUCCUAAAUGAUAUUUGGUGGAUUCAUAUCAAUUUUUCUUCUUCUUCUUCCGACACGACUAUCACUUUUACUCCAUUGACAUCUUGGUUACCUCGUGCUGGUCAUGUUGCUUUGAUGAUUUCAGAUUCCCUCAUGUUGGUGGAUGGUGGUCUUUUGGACUCAACUGAAAACGACACUAUGAUAUUGGACCUAACAACACUGAAGGACCAGACUGUUUCGACAUCUUUACACAACUACUACAGCAAGCGACAAUUAGAAGAUCCAUCAUCAAUAGAGAACCAAAUUCAAAAGACAAAUACAAACAACAGUUCUACUGAUAGUGGUGGACUUGGUGGAGGUGCUAUUGCUGGUAUUAUUGUUGCAGUUAUCUUUACGUUCGCUAUCAGUAUUACACUUUUUAUUGUUUAUCAACGACGACAACGACGACAACGUAGCUAUGAUUUACAUUCUCGAGCCGCACGAUUCAGCUUAUCUACACCACCACGACCUAGUGAAAGUAAUACCGAAGGACAACAACAACAACAACGACGAAGUAUCAUCCUAAAACAACCUGAAGCAGCCAAAACACGCCUAAGUCACAUGUCAUUUGGAUCCGAGUUCAAUGUCGCCCUUAGUCCUAACGGUUCAAGAUCAUCAGUAUCAUUACCAUCAAGAUCAAAAACAACAUCAGCUUCGCCAACAAUCAAUAAUCACACAGAUUUAUUACUCGAUAGUCCUAGCCGUCAAUUAUAUACGAAUUGGAUUUGUGAAACACCCAUACCGUCUGCUGGUCUUGCUGCCUUCAACUCGGAAAUGAUCAACAACAAUAACAACAAAACCUCUGUGGAUCCUCGACAUACAUCUAUGUACAUUAACCAAUCAAUAUCACCCAAUGGAUUAGAUCAUGAUGAUGACGAAGAGGAUGAUAAUGAUAGUGGGAAAAAACGUUCAAGCAGAGCAUUGAAACGACUACGACAUAGUAUAUUCAAACCUUUGGAAACGAUGUCAUCCAUCACAGAUAAACACAACGAGGUAUCAUCAUCCACUUAUUCUUUGCCACAUCUUAUAUCGACAUCUCGUACACAAUCCGCCACUAUACCUGGGAUGUCAACUACUCUGGAUGAUCGCACUACUACCACUCCUAUUACCAAUACCAAACGUCGAUCAAGUAUGUUCGGAUUAUCAAGAUUCUUGAAUUUAGGUGAUUCCAAUGGAGAUGAUCAUUCAUCUAAAUUGGAUGCGACAAAUUCUGAUCCAUCGGAGCAACAACAACAACUAUACCAACACAAUCAUCUAUUACCUGACGCAAGAACUUCAUUGGGAUCUAAAUCAGUAGCAUCACUUCAAUGGGUGGAAUUUAAUAACGAUAUGGACUUUUCAGCAAAUGUAUCAUCACGACAUUUGGCAGUCAUGAAUCCUCGACAAAGUACAACAACAAUCUCCAGCAUUAGUGGAUUUGGUACAGGUGGUAGUAUAGAUGAUUCGAGUACUAUCAGUAGAAUAACAACAGGAACAAGUCCAAGAAAUACAAUAAUGAAUCGACAACAACAUCCAAAUGCUCCUUAUAGACUCAGUCAACGUGAAAUGCAAAGUUGGAAUGAUGCUCGAUUAUCAUGGUUAGCAACGUCUCCUCCUUUAUCAUCGGCUCCUUUGACUAAGCAAUGAUUACUUAUCAUUAGUUAUCCUAAUCAUAUAUAGAAUAGAAUAGAUUUACUUAUAUACAUAUAUAUAUAUA